Molecule: messenger RNA, 8592 nt
Organism: Haliotis rufescens (red abalone)
Lineage: Eukaryota; Metazoa; Mollusca; Gastropoda; Lepetellida; Haliotidae
Exons: 3
Coding region: 207-2444 (745 amino acids)
Source: RefSeq, a predicted model, not a curated record
UGAAACAGGGGGCUGUUUCCGGUACAUAAAGAAGGCUUAUGAUUGCAGUUAUAAUUUAGAUUAAUGCAUUCUUUUAGUACAUUAUUGGCCUAAAUGACCAUGCCUACAGGGGUCACUGUGUACCAUACAACAAAUCACUUUGCAUAAGAAAAGCAUAAAAUGUGCUUCAGCCAUUGAGAUAAUAAGUUUUACGUAUCUUCUGAGGAAUGUUGAACACUCAAGCAAUGGAGAAAGAUUAUUCUGUUCAGUUCUUCUCAACUUUUAUUGCAAAUCUUCAGAAACUUUGCCAAGCCUAUAUUAAGUUUGAUAGAAAUAUUGAAGUUAGUGGCUAUGUUUGUGUUGAAAUAGACAAUUCUAAGAAAGAGCGUUAUGUGCUAAGUGAACUUGUCCAAAACUGUGGCAGUGUUGUAAGUGAGAGUUACUGCACAAAGGUUUUCCGCACUUUGCCACCAUUAGCACCAACAAGUCAGAAAUCAGCAUCACAGAUUGAUCAGGAUUCCUGGUCAGUGAAUACACCUGCAGACAAACCCAGGCACAAGGUAUCUCAGGAACGAAGAGGCAGCAUCUCUAGCAAUAAAUCCAUUGAAAGUUUAACAGACAUCCGAGAAUCAGAAAAUGGUUCUGUUUCCAACUAUAGCUCAGAUGGAGCAGAAAAUCUACGAGUCAGUUCAGGGCAGAGAUCAAAACGAACAUCUUUUGACCAGGACAAAGAAAACAGCAUUCGGAUGUCCUGGGAUGCUGCUCAGAGGCUGUCUCAGGAGAUCCAGUCAAGGACAUGUUCAGAGUCAAGUCGUAGUUGGCAUCAGGUACAGAGACGAGACAGCCUCCCUAGUUUUGCUCACAUAUCCAACCGAGGCCGGAGCAGCAGCAGUACCAGCCUGGCAAGUCCCUCAGAGACUGUUCUAGAUCUAGAGUCCGUCAAGGUGGAGGGCUCCGGCACCAGACAGUCCUGCGUUCAGGCCAAACACCAGCCCUCCAGCCCCAUAGAACAUGGGGAGGGAUUUGGUGGAGUGGUGCCAGUUGGCAUCCAUGCUAAUCUCUCCAAUCUCGGUCAUAUUGUGGAGGCAUUUGCAGCAUCAAGAUCAGCAAUAGCUCAACCCGCCCACAGUUCUGAAGACAGAUUCUCGCGCCCCAGUGUCUCAGUCUCUCAAGCAAGCCACUCUCCUGCUGUUCACUCCCAAGUCCCAACAGACAUCUCGUCGGGGAGGAGUCGCGGGCCGUCUCUCGCCGCCAGUCGUAGUCAGCAGGAGGUGUUCAUGCAGAUGUUGCCUCAAGGCUAUGGUCAGUCCAGCAGCAGACACUCGGUACAGAUGGUGCAGGCAGCAGACAGGCAGCACAAACUAGAGGCCUCACUUGGGGACUGUCCCGAAGAUGUCAUAGACCUGGACAUCGAUGAUAUGGACACUGACCAUACUGAUAGCUCUAUUGCUGAUGUCAAUGCAAGUCUCACAUUGUCGGGGAUUGACCAGAGUGUUUUGUCUGAGUAUAUGACAUCUUCAGUUCAGGUGACAGAUAUUCAAAGAAAGAGGAACGCUCAGCUGAACUGCCAGAGAUACGCUUUGAGGCUGUUCUGUGAAUUUCACCAAAGUAAAUCAGGUUCUAUGUCUUCCUUGGACACCAUCCCUCAGGAACAACUCGACGUUAUGCUUAGUGACUUCUAUGCAACAUCUAAGAAAGGAAAUGGAGAGGACUUCACUGUCAGUUCCCUUAGAAGUAUCCAAUACUACCUGGAGUCUCAUCUGUUUGAGAACUUCAUCUUGUCAGGGUCAAGGGCGGUGGUAUUCAAGAACUCACGUCAAGCAUUACGGAAAAGAUGCGAAGAGUUGCGAGUCAAACAGAAGUCUUCACCUAUCAACAAACGUAAUAUGACUUCUUCGGACAUAGACCUCCUGUUUGAAAAAGGGCAGCUAGGAGCAGCCACUCCUGAUGUUCUGCUCAACACUCUGUGGUUGAUGAAUGUCAUGUGUUUCGGAAUCAAAGGCAGCGAACAUUUCUCUCUUCGAUGGGGAGACAUCAUUCUUAACACUGACAAAGAAGGAAGACAGUUCCUGGAAUAUGCAGGAUCUGGAACUUCCGGGCAGCCAAUCCAUUGUCUCCGAGUGUAUUCACUCCCUCAUAAUCAGUCCCGAUGCUGUGUUCACUUUUUCAAGCAAUACCUAAGCCAUCGUCCUGCAAUAGCCCUUCAGCCAGAUGACCCAUUCUACCUCGCCAUCAACAACCAGUAUGAGAGGGUCGGGUCUUGGUAUGUGAAGGAGAAACUGUCCAUGAGCAGACUGUCCUCCACAUGGAGGAAUAUACUGUUUGCAGCAGGACUACCUUCAGAGAGGAAGCCACCGGUUGGCUACCAGACAGGACUCUUCCUCCAGGCAGCACAGAUCCCUGUGCCACUCAGUCGGCACAUGGACAGAACAGCACCAGAGGGGGCUGCUGCUGCCUCCAAGUAAUGAUUGCAUACUGCUGAACACCUAUACGUCUUAGAUCAAACGGAGAUACAGAUACUGAAAUAGUGGGGGGUAGAAAGAUAACUAUUUUUGUAACAUGCAUCAUCAAGACCCAGGGAUGACAUCCAGCUGCUUCCAUGGCAAGUCAUGUGAAAAAUUGUUUGAAAAUGUAUUUUGGGCAAUAUAUCAUGUUUUUAGUUCACCUGACUGAACAUGCUGAAAGUCAAGUGAGCUUAUGUCGUGGCAUAUUGUUCAUUCAUCUCUCCUUCACUUGGCUAUUUCAACAUCACCUUGGAAACUGCAAGGCUGAAACUUCACAUUGAUCAGUAGUUUGUCUGGUCUGGACUGCAUUUGGCAUCAUACUGUAGCUAAGGUCGGUGUUGAACAACAAGCAUAAAUUUCAUAUCUGACUUUCAAACAUGGCCACCAUAGCAGCCAUAUUGAGAAUUUUACUUUUUGCCAAUUUCUACGAGUGUUAUUGUCUAGAUUAUAAAAUUUGAUACAUGAUUAGCUAUGGGUAUUUUGAUAUUUGAUUCAGCUACAGGUCAUAACAGCCAUAUUGAACAUUUCCUUUUAGUCCAUUUCUGAGCCUUUUCUGCAUGAAACAUUAUAACAUUUGCAAUGGAUUAAGUAAGUACUAUCCACACUAACAUGUUACGUGCAUGUGUUAAUGUGUAAAUUGAUUCAGAGAAGAUGCUUUUAGGAUGUCUGUUGUGAAGAAAUAUUUAUUUCUUUAACUUAUUCUUCUUCACCCCUGAAGACUUUUCUGCUUUAAUAUAAUAUUCCAGAAGAUUACAGGUGAGCUUCAGAGCCUUAUGGCUCUAAUUUCAAUUUUUUAUAACAUUUUCAUGAAAAUUGUAGUUCGUCUUCUUCAUGUUAAUAUUUGUAUCACUGUUUGCAGUGUUGUAACCAAAUGGUUCAUAUUGCUGUGUUGGCAUUUCUACUAUCUUAUUUGUGUGUAAUUGUCAUCAUGAUAUGCACAAUGAUCAUAUCAAAUGUUGUGUUUUCUUUGUUUUGUAACAAGCUCCAUCAUCAUGAAUAUCAUCAUCCACAUUAUCAUCAAUCAUCAACAUCAUCAUCAACAUCAACAUCAACAUCAUCAAUCGUCAUAGGCAACAAGAACAUUACACUACCCCUUACUUAGAAAUUGGGACAUUUUGAGACUGACAAUUCACUUACAUCUCAUAUAUAUAUUGUAUAUUGAAGCACAGGGCUACACUGCAGACAUUGUCAGGUUUAUAGUUGGUUGAAAUGGCCAGCACAUGUUGAGAUGAGUUGUUUCUCCAGAGUUGUGACUGGACACAUCUCUACAUGUUGAGUACAUGUGUGUAAGUAUAACUCACUGUGUACGGGAAAUUUGUAAGAGUUUAAGAGUUUGUAGUAAUAUUGAAAGUGUGCUUCAGGUGACACCGUGAGAGCACAACAAAUUCAAUCCUUUAGGAUUGACUCCACUAAGUGGGAAUAUUGUUUGAUUCGUCUUCGAAUAAAAUUAAAAAGAAAUGUUUCUUUUCAGCUUUUCGUUAUGAAGCAAUAUACUUUUCACUGUAGCAGGUGACUGUAUGAGAGUCAAAUCCCUUUUAUAAAACACAAAUUAAUAAUUCAAAAGGCCUGCAGGAUAAAUUGUUAAAUGUUAAUUUUAUGUUAUUAAUGACAUGUAUGAUGUUAGUGAUUUCUGUAAUGCAACUGUUGUGGUAGUGUGUAUUCAUGUCCUGUCAAGGGCAGCAUCCAGAUGGUACAGUUGUAAUCAUGUGAACACAUUCGAUGGUAUGGGUGUGAAAUGUAUCCACAAGUUUUGAACACGUUUGGAGGUAUUUGUCUUUUUUAACAGCUCACUUUUUUCGAUUUGACUAAUGUUUUGAUGUAUUAAGUGCAGUUCGCAUAGAAUGUUCUGGACAAUAUGUUUCUUAUACGUACAAAAAACAAUAGUCAAAAAGAUCUUAUCUAAAUUACAAAAGACUGGUGUAAGUCCUAUAAUUGAAUCAGUCAUGAUAAGAGUGGUGUCGGUGUUGACAAAGAGGGCCUGACUGAUACAGCCACUACAAUAUGAACUGAUGUCCUGGGGCCCAGCUUCCAUCUGGCUGCUGUGUGUUGAAUGACUGUGAAUCUUGUGUCAGCUGAAUCAAACCUCACCUGUACUGAAUAAUGCCUGAGAACCAAGCAGGCUUUCACCUAUCUGUAAGAUUUGUUGUUCUUUUCACUUAGUACUUUCCACAACAGAAUGGACGGCAAUCUGUGUAAGAGCCUUUGACACUCCAGAUAAUUGUUCCUCAUAUGAAGGUAAAAUUUCUUCUUCUUUUGGAGUAUAUUGUUACUUCAGAGGUGGAUCCAGGACGUUAAAACGGAGAUGUUCCACUUGGGCUGUUUGUAACUUCUGUGGGGUGUGCGUGUGUGCCACCCACUUUAUGUAAACCAAUAAUAAUUAUGUUUUAACAACCAAAUCAACAUGUUAUCAUGGUAGGCAAUGGGCAUAGAAAAUGUCAUCAGAUGUUAAAAAAGGGAAUGUGCCACUGUACUUCUUAAUGCCAUGACAGUAUAUGAGCACAUGGAACAGGAGUAUACUGGUGUAUGAAGUUCAGAAGGUGUUUGGUUUUUCUGAGUUUAUGGAUCCACCAACAUAAACAUAAAGGUCUGUUAAAAUGGUUAAUGAUAUACAACCAAAUGUAAGUGCAGACUGAUAGAAUGCGACACUCUAUACAGCAAGCUUCCUUCACUAGAAUUCUUUGAUUUGUCAUUUUGACCAUACUUCAAAAAUUAUUUUUUACAGUUAUGUUUUUAUUAUAUGACCAUGCUAAUCAAAUGAUUUUGAAAUGUAAUUAAGUCUUUAUAUCUUAUUCUUUGGUAAAUUCUCCUAAUACUUUGCAGAAAUGUUCCUAUGUACCUCUUGAGCCAGUGACGAUUAGACAAAGGUUCUUGUUGGCGCUUAGUUGUAUGUAAUGCUGAUCUGUGAUCAAUGGAAUGCAGAUUCAAAGAUGUGCAACUGAUCAUGUACUCUGAACAUAGAAAUGAUGUGUGUAUAAUCAUGCUUCUUGGUCAUGAUGUAAUUCCUUAUUUAUUCUUUAUAUCAUAUAUAUUAUAUAUUUUUUGUGCUUUAUAGAUGGGGUCAAUCAAUUCCCCACGAUAUGAUGUAGAAUAAGACAUUCUGUAUACAUGGGUUUCAGACACAAGUUGUAUAUUGGUAAUGCUCAGAGUGUAGGAGCAUACACAGAUUUUGAAUUAAAUGAUUGGAUGGCAUGUCUUCAUAAGGAAAGACAACUGAAUAAUUUGGGGCUAAGAAACAAAGAUUGUUUGAAUAUAUUGAUAUAUUGUGUUUUGUUAUUUCAAGUGCACCCCACUUUAGAAACAGCUGUGUCUGUGUUUGCAGGAUAGUGUAAGUGGCCAAGUUGCCUUGGUCACUGAAAGCAAAUGUACAGAGUUACAUCCCUUAGCUGCCAGGAUCUGCUGGUCCAAUCCCAGAUUCAGCCUGAGGGUCAUCCUUGGUCAUACUCUCAUACUCAUUCUACGCAAUUCCACUGUGGUAAACAUGUGCAGGCUGCAUGACACAACAGGCUUUCCUCCCACAUGUCUCUCAGUGGUAUUAAUGCUGGAAUAUUGCUAAAAGCGGCGUAAAACCAUACUCACUCACUCACUCACUAAUGCACUGUGACCAAAUGCAAUAAGAAAAACUCAUGUCUGAUUUGAAAUCCUGAGAAAAACAUGUUUUAGAUCAAUAACUUUGAUAACUCUUAAGUUGGGGUUUUAAAUAUUUUAUACAAUUUCCAAUCUUUCAUCAGAAAGUUUUAUGCUGAUUUGUUACAUGCUUUUUUCCUAUUCAUAUAAUUUAUAUGUGUAUUAAAUGUGUUAUACAGUUUGUUAGUUAUAUCAUAUCUGUUGCAUUUAUUAUCCUGUACAAGUAGCAAACAUUUAUAUAGUGUCACAGGGAGACAUUUACUCCACAAUGACAGAGGAAAAAGUUCAUAACAAAUAUAUAUUGAAUAUUGAAGAGUUCGUAUCCAAAUUUGCUGUUUUUGUUUUGCCCAUCUUUAAUGUUGGUUAUUGCACUGUGAUGAAUUUGUUAUGUGUUGCCUUGUGUGCGUUACUUAAUACAAUGUUGGCCUCUAUGUAGAGACAUCUGGGGGAUCUUCAUAAGGCACAUAUGUAUAGAAACAUCAUUGCAGUGGAGUCCGUCCAAAUUGGACUUUUCUCCGGUUCCCUCAGUUCUUAAAUAAAUUAUCAUUACUGAAACUGACCUACAACUCUCUAAUUCAGACUUUUUAUACUUUGGACUAGAAUUAAGCCCCCAAUAACCAAUUUACUAUUGAAAAGAAGCUGUCUAAAUCAGACUGGACCAGACCAGACUGCAUAUUCUCUCACUUUGAAGUAAGCUCAAUCAUUGUCAGCUGAAACAACAUUGCUAAUUAGCCAAGUCAUCCUACUGAUCUGAACACUUUGUUGUCCGCUUGGUUAAUUAGAAUUUACUCACUUGUUAAUGAGAAACUCAGUUUAAUUAGAGUAUCUCAGUGUCAUGAGUGUGACAAUAAAUAACGUUAAACACAGCUUGACAUUUUGCUUGCAAGUCUGGCAUCAGUAGGCAGAUUGUCUCUUCAGUCCAACUUUUGUUCUCUGUGUAAUCUGGACCUUGCCUUAAACCGGACUUUUUUACCGGUCCCAGCUGAGUCAAAAUUGGACAGAUUCCAAUGUACUGAAGAAAAUAGCGUUCACAUAAGAACAUGCUCCAAAUCCUAUUAAUCGUACUGAUCUCAAGGAUAGCAGAGGGUUCUGUAGCUUCAGACAGUGAAUGUAUCCAAUAGUUCUCAUAGUAAAGGAUUCUAUUGGUUCAGAUAGUAAAGGAUUCUAUUUGUUCAGAUAUUAAAGGAUUUUAUUGGAUCAGAUAUUAAAGGGUUCAAUGUGUUCAGAUAUACAUUUACAUUUCUGCCGUGAUGUAGACAAUCUGUGAGUGAUUAGAGACCUGUCAUUGAACGAGGUCCUACAUAUCUUGCAUAUAUUUCUUUUUUCUUGUUUCUUCAUGUAUGGAGACCAAUUUCAGUUGUUUGUGAUAAGUGCAUGUCUGUUUAAACAAUCUGCCUGUAAAAGAUGAUGAGGAUAACGCACAAGCUAUUGGACAUUCGAUACAAAUAAUGUACGCGCCAGCAAAGCCUUUCUAAGGACACACCAUGCUUUGACCUAACAGUGAAAACAACAUGGAAAUAAUCUAGUUGUUUAGGAUCCUUAAGAGCAAUUCACUUAUUACACUAAACUGCCAGGCAAAAGAAAGUGUCCGUGGUUGAUCCAGGGGUUCUUGGGAGGGCCACCUCCCCUGUUCACAUCUGAUGACAUUAGUGUGCGCAUUGCCCACCAUGAUAACAUGUGGUUGUUAAAGUAAAACUAAUAAUGGUUUACAUACAGUGUGUGUGAUGUUUUGGGUAGGCUUCUGGGUGGACUCACACCCCACCCACCCCAAGUUACAAAUGGCCCAAGUGGAACAACCCCUAUUUUAGAAUCCUGGACCCGUUCCUGAAAAUAAACCCAUCUUUGAUGGUGGGUAAAAAUAAAACUAAGAAAAAAUGUUUUUGAUGGUGGUGUAUUUGAAACAGCUGUCAUAGUUGUGUUUUGGACUGUUUUCAGCCCAGUUAUGUUUUGAUAAUGUUUGUAAUUGUUUGGUCAAAUUCUGUUUUCAAGGAUAUACUAACUUCCUUUUGGCCGGCAGCAUAUGUUUGUCUAGUCCUUCAGCCCAAUAUUUGUACAUUGUACAGUUAACUCUAAACACAUUUCAUUGCACUUUUAUUAAGCUUUACUUAUGUUAUUAACUAAAAUAAUUAGUAAUAUCUAUAAGAUGCUAUCUUGUUCCUUCGUUGAAUUCUCUUCUACCUCUGACUCUCAUUCAUGUCCUAUUCUCUGAACAACUAUUGAUGUAUUGUGUGGUUAUCACCAUGUUUGAUCAUUAUUAGUGUGAACUGUCCCAUUGAAUGUUGAUUCUUUUCAUUUCACAAAUGUAAUUUAUUCACCGAAAACAUAUAUCCAUUUUCUGCCAGUAUACCCUAUAUUUUAACUAGUCAUAGCAUUUUCUAUGGUAGUUUAAUCUGAUGAGUUUAUUCUCCAACAUAAUUUACAACCGUGUGAACUGUUAACAUCAGUGAAUUUGUUUACUUUGAUGUAAAUAAAAAGAGAGAUCAAA